AUGGAGACUGGGACAGAAGACCUGGACUACUUCCAAGAGAAAUUGUGGGUCGUCAUAGUUCUCCAGUUCAUUUUCGCAGUUUUGGGGAACGGCUUUACAAUCUACCACUUUGUGGCUUGGGAACGCACCUGGCACCCAGGCACGAUCUUCUCCUUCAACCUGGCACUCUCUGACCUGUUCUAUGCCAUCUCCUUAUUGCCCUUGGCUAGUUACUACUUCCCCCCCAAGAACUGGAGUUACGGCUGCCUUUUGUGCAAGUUGGAUCGCUUCGUCUUCUUCGUCAACUUGUACGGCAGCACCUUCUUCAUCGCUUGCAUCAGCCUGAACCGCUACAUCGCCGUCGUCCAUCCCUUCUUUGCCCGUGAGCGCGUCGAACCCUUCCACGCCAAAAUUGCCAGCGGGGUGAUGUGGUUGCUCGCGAUAGCCAUCUCGGCCCCUGUCCUUCAUUUCACCACCCUGAAUCCUAACGGUAACGCAACUCUCUGCCUCGGAAGCGCUACUAAGUCGGAAUUGCCCGCGUAUCAACCCUACAGCUGGUUCCUCCUCGCUGUGGGCUGUGGGCUGCCUUUCGUCCUGACCCUCUUUUCCUGCGUGGCCAUCGUUUGCGCGGUUAGGCGCAGCCAUGGUACCACCAGGGAUGAAAAGUGCAAAGUGAUGAUCCUGAUUUCCACGGUUGUGCUCCUUUAUGCCCUCUUUUACUGGCCCUUUCACAUCUUUCGCAAUUUGAAUUUUUAUUAUCGGGCGAAGGACAACAGGAACAAGACCAUUUACAUCACUUACCAAAUCACUAGGAUCCUAGUGAACUUCCAUGUCUGCAUCCACCCAUUCAUCUACGCAGCUCUAGCUAAGAACAUGCCCAAAAGUUGCUGUAAGGCUUUACAGAGGCAGAAACAGCUGCAAGGGAAAGAGAAGCAUCUGGAAUUGCAACCAGCCCCCUUCGAUGGCCACUGAAACCAAUGGUGAAAAUACACUUGGCUAGUAGUUAGUUUUGCUA
Molecule: messenger RNA, 994 nt
Organism: Thamnophis sirtalis
Lineage: Eukaryota; Metazoa; Chordata; Lepidosauria; Squamata; Natricidae
Source: RefSeq, a predicted model, not a curated record